Molecule: messenger RNA, 939 nt
Organism: Nicotiana tabacum (common tobacco)
Lineage: Eukaryota; Viridiplantae; Streptophyta; Magnoliopsida; Solanales; Solanaceae
Source: RefSeq, a predicted model, not a curated record
AACAACCGCCUCCUCGCCUGCAUCCACCGCAUGCCGUCGCCAGAAUCUCCCGAGCCUUUCAAUGCCCUCGCCGCCUACGACCUCCGAUCACGCCUCCGCCUCUUCCUCUCCCCUCUCGUCGACACCGUCACCGAGGAAGCUCAUUCCGCCGUCGCAAACGACGUUGCUGUCGAUUUCUCCGGCAAUGCUUACGUCACGAACUCCGGCGGUAAUUUCAUCUGGAAAAUUGACAUAAACGGCAACGUUUUAGUCUUAUCUAAAUCUAAGGCGUACAAAUCCCAUCCCGUGGACACGACCACAGAGUAUCACAAAUGCGGCCUAAACGGUGUCGUUUACAGCUUCAAUGGUUACUUACUAGUCGUCCAAUCAAAUACGGGGAAAAUGUUCAAAGUCGACGUUGAUGACGGAACGGCAAGGACCGUUAGAUUAAACAAGGACUUAACGGCAGCUGAUGGAAUGGCCGUUAGAAAAGACGGCGUCGUAUUAGUCGUGAGUCAACACAAGCUGUAUUUCUUAAGGAGCAAUGAUGGGUGGGGAGAGGGAGUGGUAUUUGACGAAACUGCCCUUGAAGGGGAGAGAUUUCCUACAUCUGUGGCAGUAGGAGAUCGGAAUAGGGUAUAUGUGUUAUAUGGGCAUGUAAUGGAGGGUAAAAUGGGAAAUACUGAGAGAGAAAAGUUUAGUAUAGUUGAAGUGGAAUCUGAGGAAGAGAAUAAAGAAGAUAAUAUUUGGUUAUAUGGAUUGAUUGGAUUAGGAUUAGCUUAUUUCUUGUUUUGGAGAUUCCAAAUGCGUAAGUUAGUGGAAAAUAUGAACAAGAAAACUGCUUGAAUUCUUUUUUUUUUGGGGGGGGGGGGGGGUUAUAUUUGUUUGUAGUUUAUAGUGAGAUAUUACAAGUAUUUGUUGUUUCCACUAUAAUAAAAUGAUUUUAUGGUUGUUAACUUA